Messenger RNA from Oryctolagus cuniculus (rabbit), 946 nucleotides. RefSeq names its product mitochondrial ribosomal protein S10 (gene MRPS10). The record is from RefSeq and is a predicted model, not a curated record. NCBI's taxonomy places the organism in Eukaryota, Metazoa, Chordata, Mammalia, Lagomorpha, Leporidae. Gene Ontology annotation, cellular component: mitochondrion; mitochondrial small ribosomal subunit.
CUGUGGCAGUUCCCGUGCCGGAACACGAGGAUACGCUCUCUCCUCAUGCAAACUCUAUGAUCCGAGGGCGCCGCUGUGACCCCGGAAGUAAUUCUGGGAGGUCGGGGCAGCAAGAUGGCGGCGCGGUCAGCGGUGGUGUCUGUUUGCCGGCGCCUCUGGCAGGACUUGGGGAGUUUUCCCAUAAAUGGUUUUAAGGACAGUGCAACCAAAAAUGGGGGUUUUCUUCUCAGUACCAAUAUGAAGUGGGUACAGUUUUCAAAUCUACACAUCGACGUUCCUAAGGAAUUGACCAAACCUAUGAUAACCGUUUCUGAUGAACCAGACACACUGUAUAAGCGACUGUCCAUUUUAGUAAAAGGCCACGAUAAGGCCGUAUUGGACAGCUAUGAGUAUUUCGCUGUGCUUGCUGCUAAAGAACUCGGGAUCACUAUUAAAGUACACGAGCCUCCAAGGAAGAUAGAGCGAUUCACGCUUCUCAAAUCCGUGCACAUUUUCAAGAAGCACAGGGUUCAGUAUGAAAUGAGGACUCUCUACAGGUGUCUGGAGUUGGAGCGUCUGACUGGAAGCACAGCGGAUGUCUACUUGGAGUAUAUUCAGCGAAACUUGCCUGAAGGGGUUGCCAUGGAAGUAACAAAGACACACUUAGAACGGCUACCAGAACACAUCAAGGAGCCCAUCUGGGAAACAGUACCGGAGGAGAAAGGAGAAAGCAAGUCAUGAAGCCUGGGCCCCUGAGAGGGGCGGACCCGACGUGUGUGCACAGCGAGCGCUUCCUGCUGGCGGACGCUGAGUCUGCUCUGUGCUCAGGCCUGCUGCGUGGGAGUGCGGCUGGCACCCCGAGGACAGACUUGGUUGGGGCAGGACCGCCUGGGCUGUCCUUCACACUUACGUGUGUUUGUUUCAGCUCUGACCUUAACAAACAUGAACAAACCACUUUGACUAUAAA